CGCUUCAAACUCUCCUUCCUCCUGUCCCCGCCCCCCCCCCCCGACAGGACGAGCGUUUAUCGGGGGGUUAUGAGAACGUUCCCACCGUCGAUAUCCACAUGAACCAGAUCAGCUUCGAAAAGGAAUGGCUGAAAUUCCUGAAGGACUACAUCGUUCCCGUCACGGAGAAACUCUACCCAGGAUACUAUCCCAAGGCCCAAGCUGUAAUGAACUUUGUGGUUCGGUACCGUCCAAACGAACAGCCUUCUCUCCGCCCCCACCAUGAUUCCUCCACGUUCACCAUCAACGUGGCUCUCAACAGCAAAGGACAAGACUACCAGGGGGGUGGCUGUCGAUUCCUUCGCUACAACUGCAGUGUCGAAGCCCCCCGGAAAGGGUGGUCUUUCAUGCACCCUGGGCGCCUGACGCAUUACCACGAGGGCCUGCCCACCACGCAGGGCACCAGAUACAUCAUGGUCUCUUUCGUGGACCCCUAAUCUCGAGAGGGUGUGGGAGGGAGACCUGAGUUUAUAUCACACAGGUGGAGAGGAAACUGACACCAUUAUGGCUCCAACGUGGUUAGGAUUGUGGAUUAAGCUGAAGAGCGGGUUGAGCCAAAAUGGCGGACAUCAGGCUACAGUUUCCUCAUCCCACCCUCCAUUCCUUUCGUAGGUUGAUCAGAGGCAAUUUCUAAUGGAAAAUUCCAAUCACUUAGUUUUGAGGUUGCUGUAUCAAAACGGAAUCCAAGGAAUGAAUCCGAAUCCGGAACAAGCCAGGAGAAUUCCGGAAUUCCAGAUUCCUAAUCGUGUGUGUGUGUGUUUAUUUUUUAAAUGAUCAUUAAAACUAUUUUAAUAGUAAUAUUAAUAAAGAUACUGCAGUUGUAUUUUUGGAGAAAUAUAUAUAUAUAUUUUUUUUUUGACAAUAAAAGUCCCCCCCCCCCCCCCCCAUACAUUUUAAUUUUAAAUAUAAAAACCGACUCCUUUGUGUGUUUUCCACGCCUCUUGCUUUGUAUAAUGUGUGUGUUAACUUAUUUGUAAGGUUGGGGUUAAAUUGUAAUACUUUUGAAAUAAAGAUGUCUCUUUCUAUA
Molecule: messenger RNA, 1066 nt
Organism: Acipenser ruthenus (sterlet)
Lineage: Eukaryota; Metazoa; Chordata; Actinopteri; Acipenseriformes; Acipenseridae
Product: procollagen-lysine,2-oxoglutarate 5-dioxygenase 1-like
Exons: 3
Coding region: 99-476 (125 amino acids)
Biological process (GO): peptidyl-lysine hydroxylation
Cellular component (GO): endoplasmic reticulum
Molecular function (GO): procollagen-lysine 5-dioxygenase activity; iron ion binding; L-ascorbic acid binding
Source: RefSeq, a predicted model, not a curated record